Laccaria bicolor S238N-H82 is the source of this 387-nucleotide messenger RNA. RefSeq lists its product as uncharacterized. Bases 1 to 387 code for a protein of 128 amino acids. The transcript has 4 exons. NCBI's taxonomy places the organism in Eukaryota, Fungi, Basidiomycota, Agaricomycetes, Agaricales, Hydnangiaceae. The record is from RefSeq and is a predicted model, not a curated record.
AUGAAUUCGGGCGAAAUCAAUGAAGGAACGCUGGCCUGUAGAAUCACUUUUUGUUGUCUUGCUCGCUGGGGCCUCAAGGUCUGGUGUGGGGGUGACUCUGUGCCCUUCUUCGCACAUAAACUCUAUCAAAUGGACUACAGUUGUAACACAAAAGAGUUUUCCAUGCUAGAUAAAUUCCUUCCCCAAGAAACUCUCAACAGGCCAACAGUCACCCGAGCAGUGAACAACCAAUCAAAAGCUGGUACCUCCAACGUCAACGCUAGCGCUAAUCCCUCUGGUACAGGUGCAUGGCCGCGAGAGGUUGGCGUACAAUGUGUAUUCUGGAAUAGUGGAAACGGGCUUUCAGCCUCUCAGGGUAUUUCUGGUCUCAUGACGCCCAGUGUUUAG